Messenger RNA from Anopheles marshallii, 438 nucleotides. Its product is annotated as bifunctional endo-1,4-beta-xylanase XylA-like. The record is from RefSeq and is a predicted model, not a curated record. The coding region runs from base 1 to 438 and encodes 145 amino acids. The transcript has 2 exons. NCBI's taxonomy places the organism in Eukaryota, Metazoa, Arthropoda, Insecta, Diptera, Culicidae.
AUGUUCAAGUUUGUUCUGUUCAGUGCCUGUUUGGUGGCUGCCGUCUGUGCUGCACCGGCCGAUAACAAACCGGGCCAGCAGGGCCGUACCGAUGGGCUGGACCAGGCAGAGUCGGCCUGGAACAGCCCGAACGCCUGGAAUGCGCAGAACACCUGGGGCCGCGAUCCGGCCGCCUGGAACCAUCCGUCGGCCGCCAACACGUGGAACCACGGUAACGCGUGGAACCACCCGAACGCCUGGAACCGUGGCUACAACAACCGUAAUGACAUGACCGCUGCACGAUCAGGCUACGAUCCCGCCAACCGUUGGGGCGCCGGUGCUGAUCAGUGGAACCGCUACGGGGCUGGUGCCGGCUGGAACAGCUGGGCUGGACGUGGAGCAGGUGCUGGAUGGCCAGCCGGUGCCGGAGCCGCUGCCAACCGCUGGAAUGCCUGGUAA